Molecule: messenger RNA, 1776 nt
Organism: Juglans microcarpa x Juglans regia
Lineage: Eukaryota; Viridiplantae; Streptophyta; Magnoliopsida; Fagales; Juglandaceae
Exons: 10
Coding region: 340-1317 (325 amino acids)
Molecular function (GO): catalytic activity
Source: RefSeq, a predicted model, not a curated record
UGUCGAAGUGCAGAGAGCCUUGUGCUGAAAUGGUCCAAGAAAUCCGUACAUGCGUUCCUCUAAGUUGAAUGCAGCUGAAACGGCUCACUCCUUUUGGUUGCUGCCAUCUCGCAUCAACUGUCCGACUCCAAAACUCGACUCGCCUCCACAUGUACUAACACCGCGUCGUCAUUUUGCCUGCCCGCCUGCCUGCCUGUCACUUUGCCAUUAACGAAACUUUUACCUCUUAUCUCUUUUCUUGCGAUCUCUCCUGAUUUCAAAGAAAGUUGCCGGAUCUUUUUUGCCUUUGAUAUCUUUUUUCUUCUUUUUUCCCUUUCGGGUUCCAAAGGCAUCGUGACUAUGAUGUGGGGUUCUCCACCAAUACCUGCACAAACGCGGGUGGCCACCAUGGCAGAAAAAUGUGAGAGUCUCAGCAGGGUUUUGGCUUGUAAAACUGGUGGAGGUGGUGGUAGGACUGGUGCUGGGUUUCCAUCGUUUCUUCCUAAGGAGGUUGAGAAAAUCAAAGACCCUUUUGCCAGAACUUUGGCUCAGAGGAUAGAGAGGCUUCCUGUACAGAUAGGAAUCUCCGAAAGUUGCAUAAUGAGUAGCUGCGUAAAACCAAUUAUUCAAAGGGAGACCAAUCCAAUGGUUCUCCUACAUUGCUUUGACAGUUCUUGUUUAGAAUGGAGGUGCACAUACCCCUUGCUUGAAGAGGCUGGUCUGGAGGUUUGGGCCAUCGAUGUUCUUGGAUGGGGCUUCUCUGAUUUAGAGAGGCUUCCACCAUGCAACGCGGCAUCCAAGCGUCACCACCUCUAUCAGCUUUGGAAGUCCUACAUCAAAAGGCCAAUGAUAUUAGUUGGACCAAGCCUCGGUGCCGCUGUUGCAAUUGACUUUGCCGUCAAUUAUCCAGAAGCAGUUGAAAAACUGGUUUUGAUUAAUGCAAGUGUGUAUGCAGAAGGUACAGGAGACCUAGCUAAGUUACCUACAAUAGUAGCACAUGGUUUGGUUUCUUUAUUGAAAAGCAUCCCACUCCGCCUUUAUGCAAAUAUACUGGCCUUCAAUGGUAUUUCAUUAGCCACAAGCUUAGAUUGGACCAAUGUUGGCCGCUUACACACUCUACUUCCUUGGUGGAAAGAUGCAACCAUUAAUUUUAUAUGCAGCGGAGGAUACAAUGUUAUAUCCCAAAUAAAACAGGUAAAGCAGAAAGCACUUAUCAUUUGUGGUGAGCGUGAUCAGAUAAUUGGCUACAAGCUAGCAGUGGUUAGUUUUUUGGCUUUUAGCACCUUACAUAUGAGAUCCUUUUUUUUUUUUUUUAUAAUGACCAAUAUCACGAAAUAGAAUUUCUAGAUCGAGGCCAUCCCUCUGUCUUCCUAUAAUUUAAAAGCAAAAAAUUACAAGGUCUUUUGAUCAUAAAAUUAAGUACCCCUUGCUUGUCAGCCAUUACUGUUCUAUUAACUUUAGAUACUUGGACUGUUUCUAAGAUGUGAAGACAAUAUGGGUUUCUUGCCUAAUGCUAUGUGUCUGAAUAUUCUCCUUAAAACUCCCUUCACUUUGAGGACUCAGUACUUUCAAACUCAAGACAGAAAUAAAUCAUGUUCCAAGUCUUGCACUUGGGUUGGUAACUCUGCAGCAGUCACUGCAAUAAUAAGAAGCUUGCCACCUUGAAAUAAAUGAUAAAAUGCAUUCUUCCUUUAUAGUUUUCAUCCUUGCACCCUAGAACUUGGUUGAAGUUAAGGUCAUAAGCUAUUAGAAAUAGGCUUGAAUCUUUAUUACACUCGUAAUACUGUCAACAGUUUU